CCAUGGUGCGCGCUCACUGUUGUAUUUGGUGGUACAUUGUGGGAAAGGUUUGCCCGCCGCCAGGCAAACUUUCCCUGAAGCGACUAAGCUCCAAGCAGCCAAGAGAUCUUGAUCGAGAUACUUCAAGACUGCAAUCCCUGUGGAUUACUGUAUUGUGUGUAUUCUUUCAUCCAUACCUCAGUAGGUCAGAGCCACUAGCCGGGGCUCUUCAGACCGAUUCGAUCAGGGCCCUCUGCCGAAAUAACUGCAGUUGUGGCUUGGCCUCAACAAAGUGUGCAGCACUCUUUAACUUUGUAAUCUUACAGAUCCGUUCCUCCCACGGCCCGGGUAACCCUGGGCGAGUUCCAAUGGUGUUAUCGUUAUUGUACGUACAGUGUGAUUCCAAAGGCUGAGUGCCCCAAGGCAUCGGCGUGCAGCGGUUGCGGUGAAGUCGAACACCUCAGGAUCCGGAGGCUUCAGAGAGGGGAAGGUGGCUGCGAAUACACAGCUGGUGCGUUGAUCGUUACCCAACUUGGGGUCUGGACAAGAUAGAGCUCUCUGAUGGCUUCAUCUUCAGGCCCUCGGGGACCAGGCGCUGGGCUCCUGGAGGAGGGAGUGGAGUGGCAGUGGUUCUUUGCCAGAGCGUCUUGAGCUACUGCGACUAGUGAAGAAAUUUAAAAUGAGGUUGAAGACAAAUUAGAGUUUGCAUAUGUGGAGCCGCUAGGACGCUCCGGGUGGCUUGAAUUGACAGAUUCCGUUCAUGCGCUAGUCUUUAUACAGCUAGAUCCUACACCGGCG
Exophiala dermatitidis NIH/UT8656 is the source of this 777-nucleotide messenger RNA. RefSeq lists its product as uncharacterized. The annotation marks the transcript as partial. The transcript has a single exon. Lineage: Eukaryota; Fungi; Ascomycota; Eurotiomycetes; Chaetothyriales; Herpotrichiellaceae. The record is from RefSeq and is a predicted model, not a curated record.